Messenger RNA from Colletotrichum karsti, 678 nucleotides. RefSeq names its product nucleolar protein 16. The coding region runs from base 1 to 678 and encodes 225 amino acids. NCBI's taxonomy places the organism in Eukaryota, Fungi, Ascomycota, Sordariomycetes, Glomerellales, Glomerellaceae. The record is from RefSeq and is a predicted model, not a curated record. The transcript is spliced from 2 exons. Gene Ontology annotation, cellular component: nucleolus. Gene Ontology annotation, biological process: ribosomal large subunit biogenesis.
AUGGGUCGCGACCUCCAAAAGAAGAAGCGCCGCUCCGGCCGCCAAAAGAUCAGACAGCCCAACAAGCCCAAACGCCUCCUGAACCCCCUCGGCAACGACAUCAUCGCGAAGAACUGGAACAAGAAGGAGACACUCACCCAGAACUACCGCCGCCUGGGCCUGACGGCGCGCCUCCGCAACCCGACGGGCGGCGUCGAGAAGACGCUCUCCCAGGUCGACAAGCACGCCAACUACGACCCGGCCCGCGACCCCUUCGCCAUCGCGCCCACCGAGCACGCCGUCGUCGACGAGGCCCGCGUCGAGCGCGACGAGGACGGCAAGAUCGUCAGGAUACACUACACCAAGUCGACCCGCGCGAACCCCCUCAACGACCCGCUGAACGACCUCGAGGAGGACUCCGAGGAGGAGGAGGAGAAGGAGGACGAAGAAGAGGAGUGGGGCGGCAUCGACGACGAGAGCCGGCCCGAGGUGAUCCGGCUGCUGGAGAAGGAGGCGUCGCGGGGCGAGCUGAAGAAGCCGAGGCACAUGAGCCAGCAGGAGAGGGAGUGGCUGGAGAGGCUGAUCGCGAAGCACGGCGACGACGCGCAGGCCAUGGCGAGGGAUCGGAAGCUGAACCCCAUGCAGCAGACGGCGGCUGAUAUCGCGCGCAGGAUUAGGAAAUUCAAGGGACAGGCUUGA